GUGGGGGCGGAGCCGGCACCGCCCCCCGCCGGCGGCACGGCUGGCUCUUCAAGAUGGCGUCAGUACCGCCUCCAUCGGCAGCUAGGCUGUACCGGGCGAAUCGCUUCGUCUCGCUGCCCGCCGAGCUCGACCCUGACACCUACGACACAUCGCCGGAGAAGCGCCGCGCCGAGGUCGAGCGCCUGGCGAUCCGCUCCCGACUCAAGCGGCAGUACCUGCUGCAGCUCAACAACCCUAGCCCCCCCGCCGUCAUCGAAGAUCCCGCCCUGCUCCGCUGGGCCUAUGCGAAGUCGCAGAACGUCUACCCUACUUUCCGCCCGACACCCAAGACAUCCUUUCUAGGAGCUGCUUAUGCGUUAGGCCCCCUCCUCUUCUGGAUCUUUGUCUUAAAAGCUGACAGGGACUGUAAAGAAAAGCGUAUCCAGGAGGGUAAAUACAAGCGACCGUUCAGUGUAUUCUUCUAAGUUCCUGGAACUGCAGUAAUGUUCAUGGGAUAUAUAAAUAAAAUAAGAUGCAUUAUGUGAUGACAUUUCUCUGUCACAGGAAUAAAUCUUAAUUGCUCCUUGA
This is a messenger RNA of Catharus ustulatus (Swainson's thrush), 567 nucleotides long. RefSeq names its product NADH:ubiquinone oxidoreductase subunit B4 (gene NDUFB4). Lineage: Eukaryota; Metazoa; Chordata; Aves; Passeriformes; Turdidae. The record is from RefSeq and is a predicted model, not a curated record. The transcript has 3 exons. Gene Ontology annotation, cellular component: mitochondrion. Bases 54 to 464 code for a protein of 136 amino acids.